AUGUAUUCGCUGAAUACGCUGAGCUUUGCCAAUAAGGCACCCUUUCAUGAAGAAAUGCUAAAGUAUUUUAUACUGAUACUUCGGGCAAGUGGCUCGCUUCCUAUAGCGUUCUUGAAGUGUUCGUGGUUUUUCUACGACGUAGUGACGAAGUGCAUUUGUCAGCAGUUGUUCAGGCUUGGUAAAAGCGAGAUUAAUGGAUUAGAACGACUUCCUACCGAAUUUCAGUACCGUCUGGAUUCCUUUGUCGACAACUGGCUCUCUUAUUUCAUGUUGAAGUAUAUGGCUCACGUGGAGGAUAUGAAUAUCGCUGCAUUUUCCCUUAUUUAUUUCCUCAGGAAUUUACUUCACCUAAUGAAUCGCGGCUUCGUUCUGAAGUUGAUUUUUCUGGUUUUCCAACGAUUCCUUUCUUCAGAAAUUCAGUGUCUGCAUCAGCUAGUCAACGAAAUGCUACAGUUGCUUUGCGACAGUGCUCACUUUGUUCCUUUAAACAUACCACUUCUUGUGAACAAAAAUGGCAUCGUUUGCGGUAUUGACGAACCCCCGAAAUCCGUUGCAAAGACGCAGACAAAAGAGAAGGAUGGAAAUCGCUUGUUUCGACGGCUGAUGAAUCUUGGUGCUGGUUUGUGGUCGGAUCAGUCAGAAGAGCUUCCCGAUUGUAUUUCAGUCAUCUGUGAAAAACCGGACCUGCAGCACGAAUUCUUCCUUUCUACUGCAUUUAGCACAACGCAUUACAUUGUCGGCUUGUUGCUGUUGCAGUUGGAGAGUGUUUUGUCGCAGUCGUCUGAAGAUGACAGAGACAUAUACUGGCAGUAUCUGUCGGUAGAAGAGGUAUACCAGUUUAUCGAUUUGCUGGUUCUAUGCUAUGCGACGUUUAAGUACCGUGGCAAACGCAAGAUUCAGACGACGGUGUCAAAAAGGAUUCACUCUUUACCACUGCGCAGCGCUGAUCAUUCCUUUUCCUCGUCAGCGUCUGUCGAAACUGACGGGUCUUUGCGAAUGCCGGAACUGCACAGAACAUGCGGUGAGAAUUCUUUCGCCGCCUUGCAAGAGGGCCACCUGGCGCGUGAGGUCGGCUACGUAGUGCUACAGUGCCUGAAGUAUCUGUUACGCUUUUCGCCGGUUUCCUUGCAGGACCAUGCGUCUUGUAUCGAGUUCGUUGAACGCGUUUGGCCACUGUUUGCACAGAUGGUCGACGGAUACACCGCCUGUGAUCUGGUCGUUCUCGUGUUAGACUGUUUAAAGACGCUUUUUACGAAGAUAUCUCUUCGUGAAUGCCUUAGUACCCAACUGGAUCAGGCCCUUCUUAGUCACAAAUCAGCGCAGCUCUUUGUUCAAGACUUGCUUCAGGCGUGUCUCUACCACUGCAUCUAA
This is a messenger RNA of Soboliphyme baturini, 1371 nucleotides long. NCBI's taxonomy places the organism in Eukaryota, Metazoa, Nematoda, Enoplea, Dioctophymatida, Soboliphymatidae. The record is from the annotation of a GenBank genome assembly.